UUUGGAUACGAUGUUUUAAUACCUUUUUCUUUGGUACAAAUCCAAAUAUCGAAACUCGCUUAGAUACUCGGCAACAACAUUCAUAUUUUAAUUCUAAAAAAUAUUACUACCAUUUUAAGAGGAAAGCAAACCUGCGUGGGAUUCAGGUCAAAACCCAGUCAGUGGGAGAGGAACAAAGAGAGUAGCGGAAGGGAGCGGAUUACUAUAAGGUCCUUCAGGUCGAUCGCAGCGCCAAGGAUGAUGACCUCAACAAAGCUUACAGAAAACACGCCAUGAAAUGGCAACCCGACAACAACCCUACCAACAAAAAGGAGGCUGAAUCCAAGCUCAAGCAGAUCUCCCAAGCUUACGAGGUGCUUAGGGAUCCUCAGAAGAGAGCAAUAUACGAUCAAUACGGAGAGGCCCGGUUCAACCCAAGAAGUGCUGACGAUAUUUUCGCAGAGUUCUUUGGGUCCUGGAGCCCAUUUGGUGGAGGAUCGAGAUCCUCCAGCAGCAAGUCUCCAGGUGAUAAUAUUUUCGCUGACUACUUUGGAGGUGGUGGGCCGAUGCAUCAUCAGGGUGGAGCCAGCAAGGCUGCUCCGUCGAGAACAAGUUGCCCUGUAGCCUUGAAGAUCACCAGUUUCAGCGGGUCUACUUCAAGAAGAACAGGAAGGAAAGGGUAGAAGACAACCAUGGUGUUUCUGGAACUCUGAAACAGAAGGGUAACGAGGAGGAAGGAAACAUUGUCGGGCAGUGAGGAUCAAGGCUGUCAGAGAAUGACUACUUAAUAGUAAAACGAUGCAGGUGGAAGAAAUUCUGACGACAGA
Messenger RNA from Tarenaya hassleriana, 806 nucleotides. Its product is annotated as dnaJ homolog subfamily B member 6-like. Bases 273 to 662 code for a protein of 129 amino acids. The record is from RefSeq and is a predicted model, not a curated record. Gene Ontology annotation, cellular component: nucleus; cytoplasm. Gene Ontology annotation, molecular function: protein folding chaperone; protein-folding chaperone binding. The transcript has 4 exons. NCBI's taxonomy places the organism in Eukaryota, Viridiplantae, Streptophyta, Magnoliopsida, Brassicales, Cleomaceae.